This is a messenger RNA of Trichoderma reesei QM6a, 852 nucleotides long. RefSeq lists its product as uncharacterized. Bases 1 to 852 code for a protein of 283 amino acids. Gene Ontology annotation, molecular function: S-adenosylmethionine-dependent methyltransferase activity; nucleic acid binding; protein methyltransferase activity. Gene Ontology annotation, biological process: methylation. NCBI's taxonomy places the organism in Eukaryota, Fungi, Ascomycota, Sordariomycetes, Hypocreales, Hypocreaceae. The record is from RefSeq and is a predicted model, not a curated record. The transcript has a single exon. Gene Ontology annotation, cellular component: eRF1 methyltransferase complex.
AUGCUGCCAACACCAGAUACAUCCCACGUGCCCUACGAGCGCGUCUACGAACCGGCAGAAGACUCCUUCCUCCUCCUCGACACCCUCUCUUCGCCCUCAGAAACGCAGUUCCUCCACGAAACCUUCUCACCUACCUCUUCUUCUUCUUCUUCUCCGUCCAAGGCCGGCAUCCCGUUUGUCGUCGAGGUAGGAACGGGAUCGGGCGUGGUCCUGGCCUUCAUCACGGCACAUGCCAAAGCAAUCUUUGGCACGAACCAGGUCCUCACCGCGGGAGUCGACAUGAACGCCUUUGCGUGCCGCGCAACUGUCACCACCGUGGCCAAAGCACAAGCCGAUGCUCUCGCCGAGGCCGCCGGCACAAACAGCGGCAACAGCAGUCAUGAUGGGAACCAGGUCCCCCAUGGAAUGUACCUAGGCUCCGUAAUGGGCGACCUCACAGCCCCCCUGAAGCCCAACUCCGUCGACGUCCUCGUCUUCAACCCCCCCUACGUGCCGACAUCGGAAAUGCCCAACCGGCCAGAAAGCUUCAAAGAGGACUUUCCCUUUUCCUCCUCCUCAUCGUCCAACAAGACGUCCUUUGACGACGACUCGUACCUGCUGGCGCUGUCGUAUGCUGGCGGCGCGGACGGCAUGGAGACGACGAAUAGGCUGAUCGCGGGGCUGCACGAGAUUCUUUCGCCGAGGGGCUGUGCGUACGUGCUCCUGUGUGCGCAGAACAAGCCCGAGCUUGUCAAGGAGAGGAUAAGGGGGAUGGAAGGGGGCGUGUGGAGGGCGGAGACGGUUGGGUCGAGUGGGAAGACCGCGGGGUGGGAGAAGUUGCAGAUUGUGAGGAUAUGGCGAGGUUCGGCGUGA